UUGUAGGUCCCGUUUCGUUUCGUUUGUGUGGAGAGCGAGGCGUCGCGGGUGCGUGGGUGCGCUGUCUGGUACUUUGUUAAGGAUUAUCUAUGGUUCAGAUUUACUGCACCAUUUCCCCGUUAUACUAGAGUCACUUAUUCCACACCCAACCGUUGCGUGUGCUUCGUUUUGGUCGAUGCGGGUUAUCUAGUCAACUUUUACUCUUUGGUUUGUUACAAGAAGCCCGCGUUCGGACGGUUUGCGAAGCCUCACCAUGGCUGCGGCGGCGGUGUCCAGUAAGCCGGAGGAGCUGCAGGUGGCCAUCGGGCCCAAGGACCUAGAGCUGAACGUGAAGAAGAUCAUCGUCCACCCGCUGGUGCUGCUGAGCGUGGUCGACCACUUCAACCGCAUGAGCAAGAUCGGCAACCAGAAGCGCGUGGUGGGCGCGCUGCUGGGCAGCUGGCAGAAGAAGGGCGUGCUGGACGUGUCCAACAGCUUCGCCGUGCCGUUCGACGAGGACGACAAGGACAAGUCGGUGUGGUUCCUCGACCACGACUACCUGGAGAGCAUGUACGCCAUGUUCAAGAAGGUGAACGCGCGCGAGAAGAUCGUCGGCUGGUACCACACAGGUCCGAAGCUGCACCAAAACGACGUGACCAUCAACGAGCUGAUCCGGCGGUACUGCUCCGACUCGGUGCUGAUCAUCAUCGACGCCAAGCCGAAGUCGAUCGGGCUGCCGACCGAAGCGUACGUGGCGUACGAGGAGGUGCACGACGACGGCACGCCCACCUCGAAGACGUUCGAGCACGUGCCGACCGAGAUCGGCGCGGAGGAGGCGGAGGAGGUGGGCGUCGAGCACCUGCUGCGCGACGUGAAGGACACCACGGUCGGCACGCUCUCGCAGCGCAUCACCAACCAGCUGGUGGGCCUCAAGGGUCUGCUCGGCCAGAUCCGCGGCAUCCGAAACUACCUGCAGCAGGUGGUGGACGGCAAGUUGCCUGUCAACCACCAGAUCAUCUACGCGCUGCAGGACAUCUUCAACCUACUGCCCAACAUCACACAUGGCGACCUGGUCAAGUCGCUGUAUGUCAAGACUAACGACCAGAUGUUGGUCGUGUACUUGGCGUCCAUGAUCCGCUCGGUGAUCGCGCUACACAAUCUGAUCGACAACAAACUCACCAACCAGGACGUGGAGAAGAAGGAGUCGCAAGGCAACAAAAAGGACAAGCAGGGCGACAAGGACAAGGACAAGGAGAAGGAGAAGGGUGACGAUAAAAAGGAUGAGAAGGAGAAGAAGGACGUGAAGAAGUGAUUUGAUGGCGUGCAAGUGUAAUGUUUGAUUCGCUCUGAACUCAUCUGAGGCCUGGUGACGUGAGCGUUUGGGUCUUGAGCUCGUGUGGCCCAGGUUCCCGGGCUCCUGGGCUUUGCUGGCUACCGAUUGUGACUGAUUGUAACUGCGGUAUAAAAGCAAAACGUCUGGACAUUGCCACCUCUAUAAUUUUAUGUUCAAAUCUCGUUUCAUGCCGGCUCAUUGCAAUGAUCGCUGAACUGUUUCGCGGUGAGCCCGUCACCGAUGAUCCUGGCUGAGCGUGUCUCGCACUUCCUCGUGGUGUUGCCAACCGCUGCGCCGGUCGACGCAUAUGAUUGGGUCGGACAUUUUUUGUUUGUAAGCGAGCCUUUUCUAAGCGCCCAAAUAUAGACCUCAUUGUUC
Pollicipes pollicipes is the source of this 1690-nucleotide messenger RNA. RefSeq names its product regulatory particle non-ATPase 8 (gene Rpn8). Lineage: Eukaryota; Metazoa; Arthropoda; Thecostraca; Pollicipedomorpha; Pollicipedidae. The record is from RefSeq and is a predicted model, not a curated record. Gene Ontology annotation, cellular component: proteasome regulatory particle; proteasome complex. The transcript has 2 exons. Gene Ontology annotation, molecular function: protein binding; metallopeptidase activity. Gene Ontology annotation, biological process: proteasome-mediated ubiquitin-dependent protein catabolic process. Bases 254 to 1291 code for a protein of 345 amino acids.